Molecule: messenger RNA, 2949 nt
Organism: Mustela erminea (ermine)
Lineage: Eukaryota; Metazoa; Chordata; Mammalia; Carnivora; Mustelidae
Gene: F11
Product: coagulation factor XI
Exons: 15
Coding region: 721-2631 (636 amino acids)
Biological process (GO): proteolysis
Cellular component (GO): extracellular region
Molecular function (GO): serine-type endopeptidase activity; protein binding
Source: RefSeq, a predicted model, not a curated record
AGAAUCGACCUGUUCUGUUUCCAUUGCUUUUCCUGCAAAGGCUAGACACGUGACUUCCCAGCUCUCCAUUUGUCUCAGGGCGCCAACAUCCAAAGAAAGAUACAAAAGCCCCAUAUUUUUCCGUUUAAAAAAAAAAAAAAAAAGUAAGUUAGACUUUCAGUGUUUGUGAGUGGAAUAAAAAAGAGCUUGGCUUCUUAGAACUAUCAGCAUAGACCCCGGCAGAAGCCUCCCCGCCUCCAACAGGUGAGGUUCCGUCCAGCUGCUCUACUGAGCAUCAGUAGGUCCCUCAGGUCUUCCCUGUUUUCUUUGUGGAGUGCGAGGCUCAGGUUCGGCGGGGUUUAAUGAUUAACAGCUGGUAUUUGAACAUGUGGUUCUGCGAGCCUUUGGCAAGCAGGCAUACACUAAUGGAAGUUUGCCCAACUGCUAAGAGAAAUGCAGACAAAUCCGAGUUCUCUAGCAAUCCCUCUGGGCAUCAUUUUUUUUUUUUUUUUUUUUUUUUUGGGAAGACAGUAAAAUAAGACAAAAAGAGCAAGCAACUCGACCGACGAACAUUUUUGAUAUGCCGAGAUUUUAAGGGCCUUGCGGAAGUGCUCCACAAAGAGACAAGGUUGCAUAACAUUGGGAACCAGUUAAAGUAAAUAUUAGUGAGCGUUACCUGCAUAAGUUCAUGUAGAGGAGGAUGAAGACUAUUUCGGAAGAAGAGAAACACUCUUGCUGAGAAUGCUGCAAACAAGCAAACAAAAUGUUCUCAGGAUGAUUUUAUUAUAUCAAGUGGUACAUUUCAUUUUAUUUGCCUCCGUUUCUGGUGACUGUGUGACUGAGCUGUUCACAGACACCUGCUUCGAAGGAGGAGACAUCACUACCGUCUUCACACCAAGUGCCAGGCAUUGCCAGCUCGUCUGCACCCACCACCCACGCUGUUUGCUUUUCACCUUCAUGGCUGAAUCGUCUUCUCAAGAUCCUGCCAAAUGGUUUACUUGUAUCCUGAAAGACAGUGUAACAGAAACACUGCCAAGGGUGAAUAUGACAGGAGCCAUAUCUGGAUAUUCUUUCAAGCAAUGCUCACACCAAAUAAGUGCUUGCAACAAAAAGGUGUAUGUGGGCUUGGACAUGAAAGGCAUGAACUAUAAUGGCUCAAUCGCUAGGAAUGUUCAGGAAUGCCAAGAGAGGUGUACAAAUGAUGUGCACUGUCACUUUUUCACAUAUGCAACAAGCCAGUUUCCCAGCGCAGAGCAUCGUAACAUUUGUCUACUGAAGUACACCCAAAUGGGGCUACCAACCAGAAUAAUGAAGCUCGGUUCAGUGGUGUCUGGAUUUUCACUGAAAUCCUGUGCGCUUUCUAACCUGGCUUGCAUUAGGGACAUUUUCCCUGGUACGGCGUUUGCAGACAGUAACAUUGACAGUGUCGUGGCUCCAGAUGCCUUUGUCUGUCGCCGCAUUUGUACUCACCAUCCCAGCUGUUUGUUUUUUACCUUCUUUUCUCAAGAAUGGCCAAAGGAAUCUGAAAGAAAUCUUUGUCUCCUGAAAACAUCUGAAAGUGGAUUACCGAGCACGCGCAUUAAAAAGAGCAAAGCUCUUUCUGGGUUCAGUCUGCAAAGCUGCAGGCACAGUGUCCCAGUGUUUUGUCACUCCUCAUUUUACCACGACACUGAUUUCUUGGGAGAAGAACUGGAUAUUGUUGAUGCAAAAGGGCAUGAAGCUUGCCAGAAAAUGUGUACUGACACCAUACGUUGCCAGUUUUUUACCUAUUCCCCAUCUCCAGAAUCUUGCAACGGAGGGAAGGGUAAAUGUUACUUAAAACUUUCUUCAAAUGGAUCUCCAACUAAAAUACUUCAUGGGAGAGGAGGCAUCUCUGGAUAUACAUUAAGGUUAUGUAAAAUGGAUAAUGUGUGUACAACCAAAAUCAAACCCAGAAUUGUUGGAGGAACGGCAUCUGUUCAUGGCGAGUGGCCAUGGCAGAUAACUUUGCAGAUCACGUCACCUAGCCAGAGACACCUGUGUGGAGGCUCCAUCAUUGGAAACCGGUGGAUACUAACAGCUGCGCACUGUUUCGAUGAGAUAGAGUCACCUAAAAUCUUGCGUGUCUAUAGUGGCAUUCUAAACCAAUCAGAAAUUAAAAAGGACACAUCUUUCUUUGGGGUUCAAGAAAUAAUAAUUCAUGAUCAAUAUGAAGUGGCAGAAAGUGGGUAUGAUAUUGCCUUGUUGAAACUGGAAACCGCAAUAAAUUACACAGAUGCUCAGAGGCCCAUAUGUCUACCUUCCAAAGGAGAUAGAAAUGUAAUAUAUACUGAUUGCUGGGUGACUGGAUGGGGGUACAGAAAGUUAAGAGGCAAAAUACAAAAUACUCUCCAGAAAGCUAGCAUACCCUUGGUGACGACUGAAGAAUGCCAGAUAAGAUACAGAAGGCAUAAAAUAACGAAUAAGAUGAUCUGUGCAGGCUAUAAAGAGGGAGGGAAGGAUGCUUGUAAGGGAGACUCAGGGGGCCCCCUGUCCUGUAAACACAACGAGGUCUGGCAUUUGGUGGGCAUCACCAGCUGGGGAGAAGGCUGUGGUCAAAGGGAACGGCCAGGGGUUUACACCAACGUGGUUAAGUAUGUGGACUGGAUUUUGGAGAAAACCCAAGCAGUGUGAAAGAGUCCCCACAUGCCAUUUGACACCUGAAAGGCAAACCAGAUUAUUUCUGGGAGGAGAGUUUUGAUUGCACUGAAGACAGAGGCUGGGCCGCCAUUUUCCUGCACAGGUUAUGGUACUGAGAUAGUAACGCAUUGAAGGCGGUGGGUAUUUGUGAGAACGUGCCAAGAGAAACAAAUGAUCAUCUUCAAAAAUUCCAUUCUAUGAUAAUUGUUGUUUUCAGCAUCCAGUCUCUUGGUUUUUGAUCACAUGUUACUGGGCCAAAGAAAUACUCUAUGGUGAUUUUUUAACAAUUCAAGUAUUGAUAUUUUUUAACAA